ACACCGGAGCGCGCGACUUUGGGAAACACUGGUUUGGGCAGGAACGACUUUUCGGCAGAUAGUUUUAUCGCAAACAACACAAACAACACUUGUGUGGAGUGGACGGUUUCGGUCGCGGAUUCGCGCCGCGACAAGUGCUGCAGGAUUAUUUGGCCAAAAAUAACGGAAUUGUGGAACACAAUCUCCCACAAGUGAAACGGUGCGGCAAGCGAGUUGGAGAAGGUGAAUUUAGUUGGUCUGGUCAGUGAAAAGCAGUUCGUUACCAAAUUUAACAUUGAAGCAAACGAAACGAAUUCAUUUAAAAACCCACCAAGGUGCUUCUCCGUCGAACAGGUAGCGGGAAAUUUAAAAGGGGGAACACAAACAAAAGAAGUGAAGCAGUGCAACGGCAUCAGCGAAUAUUGCGAUCAUAAUGUACCCGUCGUCGUCGGUUUGGUGCCCGUGUCGUCGAUCAUCUCCGGUACCACCACGUCCACGGCUGUGCGCCUCCGGUCGGGCUAGGCUGCCGUGUUGAAGGAUACGUUUUUUUCCCCCCAUCGCCCAGAACGAUCCGCUGCUGCUGCACCGCCGAAUAAUAGUGGGUGUUGGUAGUGUGAGUGCACGCGUAAAAAUUGGCGGCGAUCCGAUCAGAGCGCAAUUUUUCUCGCCGUGUUUUUCGGCCCCGAGUGUGCGAGGUAACGGAUUUCGGUGGCUCGUUUACUUUCUUCCUCCCAACACACAACGCAUACACUUACCGACCCCGUCCGGGCCAACGACACCCGGGCUCGAGAGGCUCCAGAACGUCUACCCGCCAAGGCGCACCGGUAUUAUUGUUCGAGAGGAAUGUCCCAGAAAGGCGUCGGCGGCAAUUAGCGGUGGAUGGUUUAGGUGUCCGAUCGACGCUUUUCGGACGGUGUGUGUACGCGCAGUAUGCAACACGUAGUCGUCAUAGUUGAAAGUGCUUCUUACGGUAGUCGACGGUCUAGGAUCCAGCAAACCUUUUUGGUCGCGGAUUGUUCCACAAAACGAAAAAAUCAAAACGGCUAUCCAGCAGAAUCGUCAGAAUCGCGAGUGACGUUGGACGUCUAAAGUCGCUGGUGUGCGGUACUGAUAGUGAAUAACAAGAACGCCGCAUGAUCGUGAGGCGAAAAACGGCGAACCGCGUUUAGAAUUGAAUGGACGGCAGCGUUCCAGCGAAUAUCGGGGAAGGAAAAUAAAACAUCAAAAACACAGCACAAGUCGCGCAGCAAUUGUUUCGUUGCCGGUUGUUCCCAACAAACCGCUGGCAAGGUGUCCGUAAUUGUAGGCAGUGUUCGAAAUAAGCAAUAAGAAAAUACUUUGUGCCAAAAAGUUACGAAAGAACCGAGAAUAGAUCGUGGACCCACGCGCUUGACCAACGGGCACUUCGGGUGGGGUCCAUUUUGAAUUCCCCCUCAAAUUUGCGCGACAAGAGCGCGACGUUCGCAAAGAACACGAACGUCCUCUCGUUAGCUCACUCGAGCGCGUGUGUGUGUGUAUCUGAGUGUGGGAGUGUGGGUCAAGACCCAGAAAGCCCUCGGCCCUCAAAGAUCACCCGCGGAACCUCGUGGUGCGCGGUGUGAAGGCAAAGGACGUGCGGUGCAGUGUAGUGUGUGGUGCAGAAAGGUAGAAUAGUAAAAGCAAGAACGGUGGAGGUGACCAACGGAGCCGGCGAACGGCUCGAGGGCUCCUCCGGCCUCGUACUGGCACGGAACCGGCAGCAGGCGACACGGGGCGGCCUCGCACACCACCACCACCACCAACACCAUCCCCAUCCGCAGCAGCACCAGCGGCAGCGGCCACGCCAGCGCCAGCGUCUCCUGCACGAUCCCUCGCAGCCUCCCAACCUGGCCUCGUCCACGGCAGCCUCCGCGGCCCUCUCUUCCUCCCCGUCGCUGUCAACCGAAAGGUUAAUCACGUUCGGUAAAAUUCGGAGAUUCCGGGAAACGAGUGCCGCCUCACCAUCGUCGAGGACGUCACCAAGUGCACAAUCUCUUCUAAUGAUGAUGAUGGCAACAGCAACGAAGGGCAAACGCCCGCUCCGCCACCUGACGGCGACGGAUAAGAUCGACGCGAUCCAGCGGAUCCACGACGGCGAGUCGAAGGCGUCGGUCGCGCGGGACAUCGGCGUGCCGGAGUCGACGCUGCGCGGCUGGUGCAAGAACGAGGAGAAGCUGCGCUACAUGUCGCGCCAGUCGGUGGAGAACGCGGAGAAGCUCAGCAACGAGGCGACGGCGGCGGCACUAACGGCGGCCGCGGCUGCCGAGCUGUUCAGCGGGCCGCCCGAGAAGCGCCUAAAGCUCGAGUCGGCCAUGUUCGGUGGCAACGGUAAGCUCAAGUACGAGGACAGCUUCUACAAGGUGGCGGCGGCGGCGGCUGCAUCCCGCGGUUCCCUCAACGGGCUCGAUUUGUCCGGCGGCGGAGGUGGUGGUGGCGGUGGGGGAGGUGGCGGCGGUGGUGGAGUGGACAAGUCGGGUCCGCUCGGAGUGUCCGGUGGCGAUAUGAUCAUGAACGGGUUGGCCGGGUCGGCGGCCGAUUUUAGCCAGUUCGCCAAAACGGCCGCCGAGAUAUCGGCCCUCAGUAAGUCGAAGGCGUACGGGGCGGAUCUGGGCAAGCACCAUCACCACCACCACGGGGGUGAUCCGAGCAAGUCCGAUCACCACCUCUCGAUGGCGGCCAUCAGUCCGCUGACCAGCCUGAGCCACCUGUCCGGCAUGUCUGGGCUCGGGCAGAGUCCGCUCGCGCUCAGCUUCAACGACAUCGCCACCAAUUUGAACCUGUUCGCGCAGCUCAACAACAACCACAGCCUCGCGACCAUGUCCAGCCUGGCCGGGGGACUAAAUACGGCCGCGGCGGCGGCUGCUGCCGCCCAGUCGUUACGGAACGUUCGCCCCAAGGGCUCCGGCAGCUCGGCGGCUAACAACAACGGCACCAGUCACCAGCAACAGCAGCAGCAGGGAGGAGGAGGGCCAGGAGGUCGAGGCAGCUCUCUGCAGGACACGAACGGCAGCAGUGCAGGUGGAGGAGUCGGGUCGAACGGGGGUGGUGGCGGAGGAGGGACGGAAAAGUCGUCCUCCAACGGCGGCUCGUCCGGGCCCUCGCUGACCGUGCGCAAUCUGGCCAAGCUGCAGCAGCAGAAAAGCGGCUCGUCGUCGUCGGGCGAACUUCUCGGUAACGGUAUGCUUCACCAACAGCCACACGCUGGCCUCACUAAUCUGUCUGAGCAGUAUAGAAAAUCAAGCAACAGUAGUAGCAACAACCACCAUCAUCCCGCCACUAGCACCACCACUACAACCACUACCAAUGCUUCCGUAGGUCGUGACCCGAAUGCACCCGCUCCCGUCGACGACGCGCUCUGGUACUGGCUCAAGUCGCAGCAGGCCAUGCUCGGCCUGAACAACCUCUACUCGUCGCUGCCACGCGCCACCAGCCACAGUCCCCCGACGCCGCCACCCGUGACCAACGCUGCCGCGGCCCACCUCGGACUAAGCGGCGGUUCGCCCACGCACCAGCAGACGCUUCCCACUUCGACGACGCACACACCGCAAACACCCCCGCCGCCUUUGGUCGGCCCGCCGCUCGUCAGCACGCCCCAACCGACGCCACCCUCUUCCGCACCGUCGCUCACACCGGAGGACACGAAGAACUCGUCCUGGUUCUGGCAGUGGUACAAAACGUUCGGCGCUUCGCUGAUGCCCGGCGGUGGAGGAACUCCUACUGGAGGAGGCGGAGGAGGAGGCGGAGUAGGUGCCGAUAGCAAACAGCAGCAACGCGAACAGGCUCAGCAGGCCGCAUUGGCCGCGGCCCUGCACCACAACAACAACAACUCGAUCAGUCAACAGAACAACAACAACAACGGCAGCAGUCAUCAUCAGAAAGGUGGUGCCGGUUCAGCCGCCGCCUCGCUGACGGCCGCCUACGAGAACAUCCUCUACUCGCAGCUCACCAAGGGUACGACGACGCCGACGCCGACGGACACGCUGAACAACAACCACCACCACCAUCUGAACCACCAUCUGAGUCACCAGCAUCAUCAUCAACCGAUCGAUCUGAACAUCGGAAGCACCGCACAACGCCGGCAACACGAGGGCGAUCCGAAACCGGAGGAUCUGUCCAACCACCACGGCAAGGACGGCGGCGGUUCGCUGGCGAACGGUUGUGGCGAUGGUCGUCGCUCUCGGUACAACAGCAAUCAUCACCCGAGCCGACCCACGUCGGCCUCAUCGGUUGCGUCGACUUCCUCGAUCGGUGGCGCCCAUCACCGGUCGGCGUUGGACGACGGUGGCGCCAGAAUGCUUCAGGUGGGAAAGGUAAAGAUCGAGGAGUCGUUGGUACCUCUGGAGGAGGAACGCCAGCUGGACAUGAUGGACGAUGAUGUGGAACUCGAUCGCAAGUCGUCGGGACUUUCGGCCAGUGGCGAAGAGGCACUUCCGAGGGAGCAUGACCAGGAGCUGGAGGAGGUCGAUGAAGAGGUCGUGACUGAAAGCCGGCUUCGUGCGGAGGAGGACGAAGAUGAUCUGGCCAACGAAAAGGCAGACGACGAAGACGAUAACGACGAGGAGGACGGAGUUCGGCAGAAGGAUCAUCUAAAGGAACGAAGGCGCUCGUCCACCGGGACCGCUAGCGCGAAGGAAGUGCUAGAUAACAUCCUGUACAGCAGCAACAGUAACGAUCGGACCAUCGAUUCCACCAGCAGUCCGGCCGUCACGCCGUCCCCGAUGGCGAUGGUACGCGAACGGUCGGUCAGCCCGGCGGGUGGCAGCAGCAGCAACCACGCGGAGGAUCAUCUGCUGUCCAACAACAACAAGAGUGGUGGCAGUGUCACCGGGGACGAUCUCAAAAGCGAUCUGUCCGACGACUCGAACCCACACGACCCCGUUGUUGUGCCAGCGUCGUCGUCGCUGUUUGCGGCCGUGGCAGACAUUCGCAAUUCGGCUGAGGCGGUCGAGCAUGGUGAGAAGUUCCUGAAGUGGCUGGAGGCCUGCAGCGAUCCGAACGUGACCGCGAUGCAGGUGAUGCAGUUCAAGUACCUGCUGAACAGUAUUAAGCUGAGCGCGGAGCGGCAACAGCUGCAGACGACGGCGGCCAGUGGAGGAGGUACGUUCGGUGGAAACGGCCCGGAGGAGCGAACUCGGAUCCGCAAGCGGAAGUAAACGUUCCAACUACGCCAAACAAAACCAGCUCGUUAUCUCAUAGGCCCACUGUACAUAGUUUGAAGCAAUUUGCGAUGGGGAAUGCAUGUCAUAAAGCAGAUAUUUCUUCGAGAAAUACAAAAAAACACGCUUCGAAAGGCGAUCAUCCUGCCGGCAGCAGCUAGCUAAAAGGGAGACAGUUAGAGGAUCUCAAACACAUUCCAACCCAUACGGUCAGAAUGGGGAAGCUGAAUACAAACCUGUACGCUUCCAAACUGGAUCUCCCAAUGUUUGAGAAUGCUCGAUCUGGUUUUGCAAUGCAAUGUUAAUACCUUACAUAAGCGUCAACGAUUAGCUUAUCGCGCCAGGCCCAAUUGAGGCCGUUUAAAUAAGUAGUUGAAUUUUUUAAUUUUCCCUUACCAUUCCCACAACAUACUGUGCAACAAUAAUAGGAUUGUGUGGUAAAUCUUUUUUUAUAUAAUAUGUUAUUACUAUUGCUUAUUUUAGUGCCUCAUUUUAAAAGAGUUAAUUUUACUCAAAUUCUAAA
Anopheles coustani is the source of this 5676-nucleotide messenger RNA. RefSeq names its product protein distal antenna (gene dan). The transcript has 3 exons. The record is from RefSeq and is a predicted model, not a curated record. NCBI's taxonomy places the organism in Eukaryota, Metazoa, Arthropoda, Insecta, Diptera, Culicidae. Bases 1998 to 5150 code for a protein of 1050 amino acids. Gene Ontology annotation, molecular function: DNA binding.